Molecule: messenger RNA, 1065 nt
Organism: Sitodiplosis mosellana (orange wheat blossom midge)
Lineage: Eukaryota; Metazoa; Arthropoda; Insecta; Diptera; Cecidomyiidae
Exons: 2
Coding region: 138-893 (251 amino acids)
Biological process (GO): proteolysis
Molecular function (GO): cysteine-type peptidase activity
Source: RefSeq, a predicted model, not a curated record
CAGCAAUACGUUUCGUUUGAAUGGCGCACACGCAACCAUUUGUAUACAUUUGAGGUAACGAUCAAAACUUUUGCCGAGUCUCAUCAAUUAAAACCGCAAAUUUUGGGAUGUGAAAACGUAUUGGGAUUGAUUCAACAAUGUCGAAUAAUUCGGAGGUGAUAUUAACCUUCGAUAAUAUAGAAAUCACCGAAGAUGAUCUGAAUUGUUUACGAGCACACCGAUAUCUCAACGAUAAAAUCAUCAACUUCUAUCUCAAGUACAUGUACCGUAUGAUGUUGACGCCAGAACAACAGCGCAGAGUGCACAUAUUCGAUAGUUUCUUCUCCGAAGCACUGGAUCAAAUGGACGAAGCACGCACUGUUCGAUGGCUGCGACGCGUCAACAUCUUUGAAAAGGACUUUCUGCUGGUUCCAGUCAAUAUAGAUGAACAUUGGUUUCUCAUGAUCAUUUGCUAUCCGAUGAAUGUUGGCGGCAAACAUGGUGAAUCUGCAAUGCGCAGACGAUCUCGAAUACUCACCUUGGACUCAAUGCCACUUCAUGCUCACGACAAAAAACCGCAAAUGUUACGGUAUCUACGGAAUUUCAUUCGAUGUGCUUGCGUUGUCCAAAGACACAUGUCAGAGGAGGAAAUUGGCAAUCUAACAACUCGUUUGCAAAACGUUGACGUCGAUGUCAAAGAACAGGUGAACAAUUUCGAUUGUGGCAUCCAUUUGCUUGCAAAUGCGGAAAAGUUCUUGACCGAUACAUUUGAAAUUCGUGAAAUCAUCGACCCAGAAGUGGAAUUUCGCUUGAAUGGCGCCCGUCUCAAACGGAAUGCCCUUCGAAAACUCAUCAGAAAAUUGGCCGAGGCAACGGAAAUUGAAAAAUCUGCGAUCAAUUCUAGAAGUCAUUAGUUAGCCCAAUUCGGAUAAGACGAAAAAGAUAAACUUAAUUUUCUUGUUCUAGAAAAAUCGUUAAAUGUAGUUUAUUUAUACUUAAAAAAAAUACACCAAAAUUUGUGUGGUAUCAUUCGAUUAGAACGCCAAUUUUUUCAUUAAAAGAUAAAUGUGUUGAUCAACUUCAAAA